ACGCCCACCCGGGCUCCCGCCUCCUUCCGGCGCAGGCCCGGCUCUGGGUCGGCUUCCGGCCUUUGGCUUCCGGCUUCCGGCGGGGCGUGCGGCUUCCGGCGUCAUGGCGGCCUGAGCCCGGCGGCGGCGGCGGCGACGCGCGGUGGGCCUCUCCCUGCGGAGCGGCCGGUGGCUGCGAUGUGACCCGCGGGCGCGGCCGGCUGCCGGGCUUCGCGUCAGCGCCGCGUCGCCCUGCGUCCGCGCGGAUGGCGGGGUCCGGGUGCGCGUGGGGCGCCGAGCCGCCGCGCUUCCUGGAGGCCUUCGGGCGGCUGUGGCAGGUGCAGAGCCGCCUGGGCAGCGGGUCGUCGGCGUCGGUGUACCGGGUGCGCUGCUGCGGCACCCCCGGCUCGCCCCCCGGCGCGCUCAAGCAGUUCCUGCCGCCCGGCGCCUCCGGGGCCGCCGCCUCGGCCGCCGAGUACGGCUUCCGCAAGGAGCGCGCGGCGCUGGAGCAGCUGCAGGGCCACCGCAACAUCGUGACCCUGUACGGGGUGUUCACCAUCCACUUCUCCCCGAACGUGCCGUCCCGCUGCCUGCUGCUGGAGCUGCUGGACGUCAGCGUGUCGGAGCUGCUGCUGUGCGCCAGCCCCCAGGGCUGCUCCCUGUGGGCCAUCCAGCACUGCGCCCGGGACGUGCUGGAGGCCCUGGCCUUCCUGCACCGCGAGGGCUACGUCCACGCUGACCUCAAGCCGCGGAACAUCCUCUGGAGCGCGGAGAGCGAGUGUUUCAAGCUCAUCGACUUUGGCCUGAGCUUCAAGGAGGGCAACCAGGACGUGAAGUACAUCCAGACGGACGGGUACCGGGCCCCGGAGGCAGAGCUGCAGAACUGCCUGGCCCAGGCCGGCCUGCAGAGCGACACGGAGUGCACCUCGGCUGUGGACCUGUGGAGCCUCGGGGUCAUCCUGCUGGAGAUGUUCUCGGGGACGAAGCUGAAGCACACGGUCAGGUCUCAGGAGUGGAAGGCCAACAGCUCCGCCAUCAUCGACCACAUGUUCGCCAGUAAGGCCGUGGUGAACGCCGCCAUCCCCGCCUACCACCUCCGGGACCUCAUUAAAAGCAUGCUCCACGACGACCCGCGCCGGCGAGUGCCCGCCGAGGCCGCGCUCUGCAGCCCGUUCUUCAGCGUCCCGUUCGCCCCUCACAUCGAAGACCUGGUGAUGCUCCCCACCCCGGUGCUGAGGCUGCUCAACGUGCUGGACGGCGACUACCUGGAGAGCGAGGAGGGCUACGAAGACGCCGUGGAGGACGUGCGCGAGGAGUGCCAGAAGUUCGGGCCCGUGGUGUCCCUGCUGGUCCCCAAGGAGAGCCCUGGCCGCGGGCAGGUCUUCGUCGAGUACGCGAACGCCGGCGCCUCCAAGGCGGCCCAGAAGCUGCUGACGGGCCGGACGUUCGACGGGAAGUUCGUGGUGGCGACCUUCUACCCACUGAGCGCCUACCGGCGCGGCCACCUCUACCAGACCCUGCUCUGAGCGCCGCCCCUCUCCGCCUCCCGCGUCCCCGUGUGCGCGUCCUCUCCCGAGGGCAGCAGCUCCCCUCGCCGGGGGCGGGGGGGCGGGGGGCUCCUUUGUACAUUUGUGUCACCUGCGCAGGUGCGGGCGCCGGGCGGGGCCCGGCUGCCGUCCCGGGGGUCCCUUGCUGUGGGUGGGGGGGGUGCGAGGGGGCUCCCCCGUGU
Molecule: messenger RNA, 1708 nt
Organism: Phyllostomus discolor (pale spear-nosed bat)
Lineage: Eukaryota; Metazoa; Chordata; Mammalia; Chiroptera; Phyllostomidae
Gene: UHMK1
Product: U2AF homology motif kinase 1
Exons: 8
Coding region: 246-1505 (419 amino acids)
Biological process (GO): regulation of protein export from nucleus; positive regulation of translational initiation; peptidyl-serine phosphorylation
Cellular component (GO): nucleus; neuronal ribonucleoprotein granule
Molecular function (GO): protein serine/threonine kinase activity; ATP binding; RNA binding
Source: RefSeq, a predicted model, not a curated record